AUGGCUGUUCUAAAAUUAAGGUUCACUAAAACCCAGAGGGACAAGCUCGCCCAGGUGUUGUGGCUGCUAAACUGGAUCUCAGUAGUGACUGGUAUUAUUAUCUUUAGCCUGGGCCUUUUCCUCAAGGUGGAGAUAAACAAGCAAAGAGAACUAAUGGCUAAGCGGGACAUUCAUUCUGUGCCAAAUAUGCUAAUCGCAGUGGGACUGAUAGCCUGUGUGAUCAACUUCGUGGGAGGAAAGAUUUGCUAUGACUGUGCGGAUACUAACAAGUACUUACGCUGGAAGCUACUAAUGCUCCCUUAUAUAAUCUGUACCUUCUUCUUUACCCUAUGUUUGCUGAUCGGAGCACUUAUGUGCUACACCAUGCAUGUGGAACUAAAUGAAUCUUUAGCUCUUGGUCUACAUAAUGCUAUUCGCUACUAUAAAGACACAGACACACCAGGCCGUUGCUUCUUGAAACGCACUGUGGAUUUGCUGCAGAUCCAGUUCCAAUGCUGCGGUAAUACAGGCCACAAGGAUUGGUUUCAAAUCCAGUGGAUCAGCAACCGCUAUCUGGAUAUGUCCAAGAAGGAAGUGGUAGAUCGUUUGCAAAGUAAUGUGGACGGAAAGUACCUGGUUGACGGAGUACCCUUCAGCUGCUGUAACAUUAACUCACCACGACCCUGCAUUCAGCAUCAAAUCACAAACAAUCUGGCCCAUUUUAACUAUGACUACCAAACUGAUGAACUCAACUUAUGGAGUAAAGGCUGUCACCAGGCCCUGCUGGAGUAUUACACCAACAUAUUGCACUCAAUCGGCCUUACAGUGCUUCUCAUCUGGUUCUUUGAGCUCUCUGUGCUUACCGGUGUCCGCUACUUGCAAACUGCCCUGGAGAACGUACUAAAGCAAGGAGACCCCGAGUCCGAAUCUGAUGGAUGGCUACUGGAGAACAGCUUUGUGGAGACUGCACGCUCUAAUUUCAUCAUCAAAAGCCUUAAGAAGUGCAAUCAGAUUGAAGUUGAGAAUGUGGAUCCCAACAUCAACAAACCAGCUACAGCACAUUACGGUCCCGAUAAUAUGCCUCCAAUCAAAAUGCCUGUGGCCAACUAGCCUUAUCCAAAAGAACACUGUAUGUACAGUAUAACAACCAGACAGACAGUGUCAGGCUGAACACGUCUCAUCAGUGAGACCAGAGAAACUGAUGGUCCAAAACCUGCCAACACAAGUUAAACACAUAGCAUUUCAACAGAAAGGCUUAUGGAUAUAUCAAGAGCAUACUAUUUUAUAGUACAGCACAUGAUCUAUUAAAAGCUAAAUGCAUUUAACUGUAUUGAAGUUUGCUAAAAUGAGGGCAGGUUACAGCAGGUUCAUGUUGUUGAACAUAUAAUGAAGAUGACACAGGACAAAAACAACAUAGCAUGUCUUUGUAUAGCACUGGGUCAAAACAAGCCACCAAAUCUGGAGGAAUGAAAAAUAAAUAAAUAAACAAAAAAAAUA
Molecule: messenger RNA, 1476 nt
Organism: Trichomycterus rosablanca
Lineage: Eukaryota; Metazoa; Chordata; Actinopteri; Siluriformes; Trichomycteridae
Gene: prph2la
Product: peripherin 2-like a
Exons: 3
Coding region: 1-1089 (362 amino acids)
Biological process (GO): visual perception
Cellular component (GO): plasma membrane
Source: RefSeq, a predicted model, not a curated record